AUGACAGCCUUCCGAGUGCUCUGGUCGUGUGCCCUGCUGGUGCUGGUUCAGCCCGGGGCUCUUUGCGCACGGAGGUUCCGCGGUGGCCGUAACUCGCAGCCUCGCCGCGCCUCUCCUCCUCCCACCUCCCGCACGGCCCACGGGGAGGUCACCGAGAGCUUCCCGCUGGACUUCACAGCAGUGGAGGAGAACAUGGAUAACUUCAUGACACAAGUGAAGAACCUGGCGCAGUCUCUCUACCCCUGCUCUGCGCAAAAGCUCGACUACGACAUGAAGCUACAUUUUUUAGAAAACACGUCCGUUACCUGCAACGAUGGAAGCCCAGCUGGAUAUUACCUGAAAGAAUCUCGUGGAAGCAGACGGUGGCUAAUAUUCUUGGAAGGUGGAUGGUACUGCUUCAACAAGGAAAACUGUGACAGUCGAUAUGAAACAAUGAGGAGACUGAUGAGCUCAUCCAAGUGGCCACAAACAAAAACAGGUACAGGAAUCCUGUCUCCACUCCCAGAGGAAAACCCGCAUUGGUGGAAUGCAAACAUGGUGUAUAUUCCAUACUGCUCAAGUGAUGCGUGGAGCGGUGCCUCGCCCAAAACAGAACAAAGUGGCUACGCAUUUAUGGGAUCUCUUAUUAUUCAAGAAGUGGUGAAGAACCUCCUGAAUAAAGGUCUAGAAAAUGCAAAGGUGCUUCUACUUGCAGGGAGCAGUGCUGGAGGUACUGGAGUCCUGCUGAAUGUAGAUCGUGUGGCGGAGCUUCUUGAAGGUCUUGGACACACUUCUAUUCAGGUUCGUGGGCUCGCUGAUUCGGGAUGGUUCCUAGACAACAAGCAGUACCACUUCACCGACUGCGUGGACACAAUCAGCUGUUCCCCCACUGAGACCAUCAAGCGGGGCAUCAAAUACUGGGGAGGAGUAGUCCCAGAGAGAUGCAGAAAGAGCUAUGAAGGGGAAGAGUGGAACUGCUUCUUUGGUUACAGAGUUUUCUCAACAAUAAAAAGCCCUGUCUUUGUGGUGCAGUGGCUGUUUGACGAAGCACAGCUGACCGUGGACAACAUUCAGCUGACAGGCCAACCCGUGCAGGAAGGACAGUGGCGCUACAUCCAAAAUUUGGGAAUUGAACUGAGGAAGACACUGAAUAAUGUCCCGGCUAUGUUUGCUCCGGCAUGUCUAUCACACGAAGUUAUUACAAGAACGUACUGGAUAGACAUACAAGUGAAAGGAACUUCUCUGCCCCGAGCUUUGCACUGCUGGGACCGUAGUCUACAGGACCACAGGAACAACAAGGCUCCCCCCAAAGGAUGUCCAGUGCAUUUAAUCGACAGCUGCCCUUGGCCACACUGCAACCCCACAUGCCCCACCAUCAGAGACCAGUUCACGGGGCAGGAGAUGAACGUCAUCCAGUUCCUCAUGCACAUGGGCUUUGAUGUGCAGAAGAUGGCUCAACAACAGGGCAUGGAUCCCAGUAAACUUCUGGGCAUGCUCAGUAGUGGCAGCUAA
Knipowitschia caucasica is the source of this 1491-nucleotide messenger RNA. Lineage: Eukaryota; Metazoa; Chordata; Actinopteri; Gobiiformes; Gobiidae. The record is from the annotation of a GenBank genome assembly.